AUGGAAUAUGGAAUCUCAGAUUUCUAUAUCAAACUUGAAACAUCAGACAGAAAACCUGAGAUGAAAAACCUCAGACCUGGUAACUUUGUGAGUAAAGGUCACUUUGCUGGUAAGGGUGACUUUGUUAGUGAAGGUAACUUUGUUGUUGGAGGUAACCCUAACUAUGUUGGUGGAGGUAACUAUGUUGGUGGAGGUAACUAUGUUGGUGAAGCUAACUAUGUUGGUGGAGGUAACUAUGUUGGUGAAGGUAACUAUGUUGGUGGAGGUAACUAUGUUGGUGGAGGUAACUAUGUUGGUGGAAGUAACUAUGUUGGUGGAGGUAACUAUGUUGGUGGAGGUAACUAUGUUGGUGGAGGUAACUAUGUUGGUGGAGGUAACUAUGUUGGAGGUAACCCUAACUAUGUUGGUGGUGGUAACUAUGUUGGUGAAGCUAACUAUGUUGGUGGAGGUAACUAUGUUGGUGGAGGUAACUAUGUUGGUGAAGCUAACUAUGUUGGUGGAGGUAACUAUGUUGGUGAAGCUAACUAUGUUGGUGGAGGUAACUAUGUUGGUGGAGGUAACUAUGUUGGUGAAGCUAACUAUGUUGGUGGAGGUAACUAUGUUGGUGAAGCUAACUAUGUUGGUGGAGGUAACUAUGUUAGUGAAGAUAACAAUGUUGGUGGAGGUAACUAUGUUGGUGGAGUUAACAAUGUUGGUGGAGGUAACUAUGUUGGUGGAGGUAACUAUGUUGGUGGAGGUAACUAUGUUAGUGAAGGUAACUAUGUUGGUGGAGGUAACUAUGUUGGUGGAGGUAACUAUGUUAGUGAAGGUAACUAUGUUGGUGAAGGUAACUAUGUUAGUGAAGGUAAUAAUGUUGGUGGAGGUAACUAUGUUAGUGAAGAUCUUUACUUUGUCUUUUUAAUGAAUAACUAA
This is a messenger RNA of Biomphalaria glabrata, 912 nucleotides long. RefSeq names its product loricrin-like. The transcript is spliced from 4 exons. The record is from RefSeq and is a predicted model, not a curated record. NCBI's taxonomy places the organism in Eukaryota, Metazoa, Mollusca, Gastropoda, Planorbidae. The coding region runs from base 1 to 912 and encodes 303 amino acids.